Molecule: messenger RNA, 2071 nt
Organism: Cottoperca gobio
Lineage: Eukaryota; Metazoa; Chordata; Actinopteri; Perciformes; Bovichtidae
Gene: ostm1
Product: osteoclastogenesis associated transmembrane protein 1
Exons: 6
Coding region: 72-1007 (311 amino acids)
Cellular component (GO): cytosol
Source: RefSeq, a predicted model, not a curated record
AGAAAACCAGGAAAUCAUGGGUUGUGUGUAGAGCAAGAGAAGGAACAGAUAUUUGAACACCGUUUUUGACCAUGUCUCUUUACAGAAACUGGUCGUUUUUGCUUUUGUUAGUAUUAAAUAUUUAUGCUGUCGGUGGAGUAAACCUCACUGCUUCAGAUUCAGCGGAUACACGGAAACAAAGCUCGUUUUUGAGUCCUGCUGCUGCUGUUGUUUUGGUUAACUCGCCUGUGUUUAAAACGCCCGAUGUGGACUCCCUGUUCUCCCUCAAUCUGCUGUCGUCCUUCCCAGAAGACCUGGAGAUCAGCAACUACUGCAGCGAACUGCUUCACAUCUUCGGGCAGCGGUAUGUCUCCUAUGUGAACUGCUUGGUGACUGCUUCCAGACCUGUCAAAGUCUGCCAGAAGUGCUUCGCCAACUAUGGCAGCCUCAUUGAAAUCUACAAGAACAUAUCAUCAGACCAGAUGGGUCCUGGUAAUACGAGCUGCAGAGACAGCCUCCUGCGCAGUGAUCGGCUGAUGCUGAUUUAUCUGCUGUACAGCAACCUGGAAGGCAUUUGGGGCAAAUCAAGCUGUGCCAACUGUAUCACUAAAGAAUUCAAGAGCCUGACCAAUGACACGGUGUACUACAUGAACGCUGUCAACCAAACUCUCACCUGCUUUGAGAAGUAUCAACAGGGGAACCACACAGAGCUGUGCAAAAGCUGUAAGAGUACAUACAAAGACCUGAAUGAGCUGUACAGCAGAAUGGAGACGAAUCACACGAUGUGUAUCGACAUAGAGGAUGCGAUGAAUGUGACUCGCAGACUGUGGAGUAAGAACUUCAAUUGUUCCUUCCCCCGCGAGGAGACGGUGCCUGUCAUCGCCGUGUCCAGCUUCAUGCUCUUUCUGCCCAUCAUCUUCUACUUGAGCAGCUUCCUUCACUCUGAACAAAAGAAACGCAAGCUCAUACACCCCAAACGGGCAAAGUCUUACAACACUCUGAUGAACAUUCAGGACAAACUGAGCUGAAGAGGAGACGGGUGAAGGACAGCACUCUUUUAUCAGAAGUUACAACCUGGGAGAAGAUUCGACUCCUUCGUCUUGAAUGUCAAGGACUCGACGGCAGCGUUCCCCGUUUGUUUUCACAGGAUGCUGCGAUAUGGAUUAGUAUUCAGAGGACUUCAAUGAGCUAGAUAAAUGAAAGUGAAAGUAAAAUGCUUUGCGCACAUUGAACAUUUUUGCUUUCAUAUCUUUAAAAUAUUAAAAGUAAAUGGUUUUGCAACACACAACAAAAAUGUGUUUUGAAUCGAAAUAUAUUUAACUUUAAAAAAAACUACUAAUCAGGUGGUUGUUAAUGUUGCUGCACAGAUCCUGUCCUCGCCUUCCUUUCAACUCGUGUGUGUGUGUGUGUGUGUGUGUGUGUGUGUGUGUGUGUGUGUGUGUGUGUGUGUGUGUGUGUGUGUGUGUGUGUGUGUGUGUGUGUGUGUGUGUGUGUGUGUGUGUGUGUGUGUGUGCGCGUGUGCUAUUUAAGGGUUGAGAAAUGGGUUUUUCUGUCUCUAAUGUAUGUCCAGAAGUGAGCUGCAAAAAAGGAAGCACUUGAUGUCCAUUAGUGGUGACAUGUAUCUGCUGUAAGAAGAGGAGGUGCACAUCAGUGGGGUAGGAGUAAAUAAAGACCUAACACACGUAAUGUAAGAGCACUCCAGAGUACCACACUGUGAUGUUGCCUGUUUUCCAGUCACUGUUUUUUUGGGUUGCAUAAAGCUUUUUAUGUGCUUUGUUGUCGUUUUCCACUGAUGUUUAACUUAAUUUGUAAAGGGGUUUCUGACCGCUCAUGAAAGUGAAACUCGUGUCUUUUAGGAUAAAUUAGUGUGCAUUCGCUGUGAAGUAAUGUAAACCAUAAUUUCUUAUGCAUAAGCGCAAAUAAAUACUUUCACGUCAGAAACAACCUACAGAAACAUGUGCUAUAAUUAAUAGUUAGUGAGUUUAUUUACUCAAGGACUCUAUUAAUGCACAUUAUUACCUAAAUAUUUAUAUUUUAUAUGUAUACUUCUUCUUCACUACAUUUUCCGAUUGAAAUAUUUAUAUACAUUUUA